Molecule: messenger RNA, 1149 nt
Organism: Micromonas pusilla CCMP1545
Lineage: Eukaryota; Viridiplantae; Chlorophyta; Mamiellophyceae; Mamiellales; Mamiellaceae
Exons: 1
Coding region: 1-1149 (382 amino acids)
Cellular component (GO): extracellular region
Molecular function (GO): hydrolase activity
Source: RefSeq, a predicted model, not a curated record
AUGCGCGCCGCCGUCUUCUCUCCCGUCGUCGUCCUCCUCUUCGCCGCGUCCGUCGCGCCGCGCGUCUCCGCGGGAGGCGUCGACGCGCAGGGCGCCGCGACGCCGCCGCCGCCGCUCGAGGGCGUCCGACUCAACGUCCCCAUCCCCGUCGUGCCCGACGUCGAGGUCUUCACGCCGUCGUCGUACUCCCCGACCGGCGCGAAGAAGCCGCUCCUCGUGUUCCUGCACGGGUUCUGCCUCCCGGACGCGGAGCAGCAGGAGUACUCGUUCACGGGGAGUCGCGCGAGCGCGACGACCCCGCCGCGGCAGCAGACGCUCUCGCAGGUGGGUCUCCGAGACCUCGUCGAGACGGAAGACUUCGUGUACGUCACCCCGACCGCGCCGCACGCGACGCGAUACUGCGCGCUGUGUAACGUCGGCGAGGACUCUCCGAACGUCGGCGACCGGCUCACGGUGCGAUGGAUCAACUCGACGCUGGCGCGAACCGCGCCCGCGUUCGCGUGCCCGGCGUGGGACGGCAGCGACGCGUGCUGCAACCCCGAGCUGGGCGGACGCGGCGACGACGCGUCGUUCGUGAAAGCCGUCGUCGACGCCGUCGUCGACCGAUACGCGAUCGACACGUCGCGCAUUUACCUCAUGGGGAUCGCGACCGGAGGGUUCAUGGCAAACAGGAUGGCGUGCGAGUACGCGGACGUGUUCGCCGGCGUCGCGACGUUCGCGGGGGGCGUGUGGGCGGACGCGGAUAAGUGCGUCGCCGGCGGCGGCGGAGAGAACGGCGUCACGAACGUCCUUAACGUCCACGGCGACGGCGAUCUGACCGUCCCGAUCGGCGGCGGGGUCAACUUCGCGGGCGUGCCGUUCCCGUCCGCGGAUCAGACCGUGGACACGUUCGCGCGAAAGUUUGGAUGCGACGCGUUGCCGAGAGAGGUAGCCGCCGCGGACGACGGCGACGACUUCUCGCUGCCGAGCGACGGAAGGCGAGACGUCGACGUGAGCGUCACGAAGUUCGAAGGCUGCGGCGCUGACGGCGCGUACGUCGUCGAGCAGUGGACGCUCGCGGGCGUGGAUCACUUCAUGCAAGAGAAGACGUCGCGAGGGGUGUUCAAGGCUGUCGUUCAGUGGUUGACGUCCAAGCGUCGCGCGCCGUGA